CUCAUCCCUCUCUCCUCUCCUCUCUCUCAGGUGUUGAAGUAUGAGCAGUACCUUGAUAACCCGCUUGCUCGCUUCCUCAUCAAGAAAGCUCUGACCAAUCAGAGGAUAGGACACUUCUUCUUCUGGCACCUCAAGUCGGAGAUGCACAACAAGCCGGUGAGCCAGCGCUUCGGGCUGCUGCUGGAGGCGUUCUGCAGGACCUGCGGGAUGUACCUGAAACACCUGAACAGACAGGUGGAGGCCAUGGAGAAACUCAUCAACCUGACUGACAUCCUGAAACAGGAGAAGAAGGACGAGACGCAGAAGACCCAGAUGAAGUUCCUGGUUGAUCACAUGAGCCGCACUGACUGCAUGGAGGCCCUGCAGGGCUUCGUGUGCCCUCUGAACCCCGUGCACCAGCUGGGCAACCUAAGGGAGUGCAGGAUCAUGUCCUCAGCGAAGCGGCCUCUUUGGCUGAACUGGGAGAAUCCAGACAUCAUGAGCGAGCUGCUGUUCACAAACAACGAGAUCAUCUUCAAGAACGGAGACGACCUCAGACAGGACAUGCUGACCUUGCAGAUCAUCAAGAUCAUGGAGAAUAUCUGGCAGAACCAGGGCCUGGACCUCAGGAUGCUCCCCUAUGGCUGCCUGUCUAUAGGGGACUGCGUGGGGCUGAUCGAGGUGGUGAAGAACUCUCACACCAUCAUGCAGAUCCAGUGCAAGGGGGGCCUGAAGGGGGCGCUGCAGUUCAACAGCAACGCCUUGCACCACUGGCUGAAGGACAAGAACCGUGGGGAGGGCUAUGACUGCGCUAUCGAUCUCUUCACUCGGUCCUGUGCUGGGUACUGCGUGGCCACUUUCAUCCUGGGCAUUGGAGACAGACACAACAGCAACAUCAUGGUGAAGGAGAACGGGCAGCUGUUCCACAUCGAUUUCGGACACUUCCUGGACCACAAGAAGAAGAAAUUCGGGUACAAGCGGGAGCGGGUCCCCUUCGUCCUGACACAGGACUUCCUCCUCGUCAUCAGCAAGGGGGUCCCCGAGUGCACCAAGACCAAGGAGUUCGAGAGAUUUCAGGAGAUGUGCUACCAGGCUUACCUGUCGAUCCGGCAGCACGCCAACCUCUUCAUCAACCUCUUCUCCCUGCUGCUGGGCUGCGGGAUGCCCGAGCUGCAGUCCUUCGAUGACAUCGCCUACCUGCGCAAGACCCUGGCCCUCGACAAGAGCCAGCCCGAGGCCCUGGAGUACUUCAGCAAGCAGAUGAACGAUGCCCACCAUGGAGGCUGGACCACCAAGAUGGACUGGAUCUUCCACACCAUCCGCCACAUGCCCUUGUCCGAGAGCGGCCACGACUGACCGGGGCCCGCGGGCAGAGAGCCGUUCGAUCCAGUCCUGGUUUUGCUAGGAGCUUGAUCAGCCACAGUGUGUGUGGGUAGCAAGCUCAGGUGCGUCUUAACAGGGAUCGGAAUCAGACUCCCGUCACACAGCUGUGCGAUCCAGUCCUGGUUUCAAUAGGAGUUUAAUAAUAAGACACACCUGAGCUUGUUGCCUAGACACACUGGGGGCUGAUCAAGCUGGUAGUAAAACCUGGAAUGGAUCACACUGCUGUGCAGCGGGAGUCUUAUUCCCAUCCCAAAUAUUCCUUUGACUGCGGAAGUGUUUUUUGGGGGAGCUUUUUAUAACCCCUUUCGUGCACAGCAAUAUUAUCUCUGGACCUCCUUAUAAAGGAGCAGUACCCAGGGCUUUAAAAUCCAUUCUUACCUCUAGCAACAUUAUCCCCUUUGUCUUCCUUAUAGCAACAUUUAUUAUCACUGGGCACCUUUUAAAGGAGCGCUUUCCAGGGCUUUAAAAUCUAUUUUCUUACCUCUAAUUAUUAACGCUAGCAAAUUCCCCCCACCCCACCCCACCUCACCCCAGUUAUAAUCAACUGCGUUGGACAACAAAAAACUCGAUUCAUCACCAGCACCCCCCCCCCUCCCCCCCCCAGGAGACAACACCCUGGCUACGCCUCUCACCCCCCUCCCCCCUCCCCCCUCCACGACCCCAACCUCAGCUCCGCUCACCAGCACGAGCAACAUUUGCACUGCCUGCCCUUUUAAAGGAGUUGUAAUCGUGACUUUAAAACCAGUUGCCUUUGACUGCCAGCAUCGUCACACAGAGCUAGUAAGAGGUAAGAAACUGGGUUUGAUAAUUCAUUACAGUCGUUGAUGAGAUAUAUAUAUAUAGAUUUUGCUCGCUGGUUGGCGUUCCUUUGAUUAAUGUGCUGGGUUUUGACCGGGUUUGCAUUUGCUCAGCGAUAUCCUUUGUAUUGUAUCAAUAUAAACUCUUGUUAUUUUUUGGGGGGUAUUUGACAAUUAAAUGUUUCUGACAAAA
This is a messenger RNA of Acipenser ruthenus (sterlet), 2352 nucleotides long. RefSeq names its product phosphatidylinositol 4,5-bisphosphate 3-kinase catalytic subunit alpha isoform-like. NCBI's taxonomy places the organism in Eukaryota, Metazoa, Chordata, Actinopteri, Acipenseriformes, Acipenseridae. Gene Ontology annotation, biological process: phosphatidylinositol 3-kinase/protein kinase B signal transduction; phosphatidylinositol-3-phosphate biosynthetic process; phosphatidylinositol-mediated signaling. The annotation marks the transcript as partial. The record is from RefSeq and is a predicted model, not a curated record. Gene Ontology annotation, molecular function: 1-phosphatidylinositol-4-phosphate 3-kinase activity; 1-phosphatidylinositol-3-kinase activity. The transcript has 9 exons. Gene Ontology annotation, cellular component: phosphatidylinositol 3-kinase complex, class IA; cytoplasm; phosphatidylinositol 3-kinase complex, class IB.